AUGGGGCUCUGCUUCUCGUUCGACUGCGGUGACUGUGACAUUUGCUGCAAUCCUUGCUGUUUAGCGCUAAGUGCUUGCUGCCUGGUGCCGUGCCUGUGUCCAAACGCUUGCGGUCAGCAACAGCCCCCACCACAGACAGUCACAGUUGUGCAACAUCCACCUAUGGUCAUAGAACAACACCCACCUCCACCUGGCUAUCCGUAUCCACCACCUCAUGGAUAUCCACCACCACAUGGUUACCCCCAGCCUGGUGGUUACCCGCCACCUCCUGGGGCGUACCCAUACCUAUCGUUAAAUACGUGUGACAUAGGAUGGGUUGUAACUUCUCAUGUCGUCCAUGUUGCUGUUGCUGCAUUCCGUGCCUGUGCUGCGACUGUUGCACUCCACCCCCGACCCGUACCACCGUGGUGCACCACGUUACCACAGUCCAGCCAUCCCCACACCAUACAGUUGUCACGGGCUACCCUCCACAACCUGGAUACCCGCAACCUGGAUACCCACAACCUGAAUAUCCCCAACCUGGAUACCCACAACCUGGAUACCCACAACCUGGUUACCCACAACCUGGUUACCCUGGUUCGAUGUUACGAUGAAGUGGAUUUUCUUAAGAAUGGUACGCUACGUCUAAAAUCCUCUAUGUUGCUGUUGCUGAAUUCUCUGUUUGUGCCAUGA
Molecule: messenger RNA, 672 nt
Organism: Arctia plantaginis
Lineage: Eukaryota; Metazoa; Arthropoda; Insecta; Lepidoptera; Erebidae
Source: the annotation of a GenBank genome assembly